This is a messenger RNA of Macrosiphum euphorbiae (potato aphid), 231 nucleotides long. The record is from the annotation of a GenBank genome assembly. Lineage: Eukaryota; Metazoa; Arthropoda; Insecta; Hemiptera; Aphididae.
AUGGGGUCCGCUCGAAAACCGCGGAAGAAGCCAAAACGCCGACUAAUAUUGAUGAAGCCGGAAGCGCGUUGUUCCGUGACACCGGCGGAAUCCGAUCAAUUUUAUUGGGCCGCUUUGAUUGAUGAACGGACUAGUAUAAACAGAUCUCGAGUUUACCCUCCCCCCGCCACAUGUGACCCUUCAGAACCCUCCCCUCCGUCCGUCACUGCCGAAGUUUUAUCGACCGGCUGA